AUGGAAAAGAAAGGCCCGCUGCUGAGCAGGCAGCGGGUGACCAGAGAGCAGAGCCGGCGGGUCAGGUUGCUGAACAAGCAGCCUGCAAAGUCUCUGGAUCAGCUGCAGGAAUGGAGCCUGGAACCCCAAAGGGUGAGAGACUCCCCGCAUGGGAAAAGGAAUAUGGAAGUUGAAUUCGUCUCUCCUGGAAGAAGCGAUGAGACUCCCCGCAUGGGAAAAGGAAUAUGGAAGUUGAAUUCGUCUCUCCUGGAAGAAGCGAUGGUAAGACAAUCCUUUGAGGAUUUCCUUCAGAGCCAGGAACCUUUGGUGGACAUGUGCAACAGUAAGUCGGAGUGGUGGGAGAUGUUUAAAAAAAGGACGGCGAGGUUUUUCCGAAAGCUCUCUAACCUCAGGAGCUGGGACAGAUACCGUCUGUACCAGGAACUGAGGAAGAAACUUGAAAGACUUGUGUCGACGGGAGAUAGCCGCGAGGAUAUCUCUCGUGUAAAAUCCUUGCUCAAGAGGUGUCAGUAUGAUAGGUACGCCUCUUUGGUUGCCGAGAGGGAUUUCGGGAAAUACCGCUCGCCCGACCCUUACGGGAACUGUAAGAUGGCAGUAAGAAGUAAACUAGUGAUGGGCCUGGUUGACAGUACAGGCUCCCUGAAUAGGUCCAAAUCAGGGAUCCUGGAGGUCGUCAGGUCCUUCUACUCUCACCUCUUUGGUAGGAAAGAACUGAAUCGGGACAGUCUUUCAGCUUUCUUGGCUGGGGCGAUUCCCGGGGCGGGAAUGGACCCCUCUCUUGAUAUUUUGACAGAACCUAUCAGGGAAGAGGAAGUGAGACUGGCCAUUGAUGGGCUCAGGCCCAAAAAAUCGCCAGGUCCGGAUGGCUUAACAUCCGAGUGGUAUAAGACUUUUAGGGAACAAUUGGUUCCUCUCUUGACCGAGGUGUAUAACGAGUGUCUUUCCUCGGGCAAUCUGCCAAGGUCAAUGGGAAAGUCCGUCCUGAUUCUUCUGACAAAGGGUAGGGAUCCAUCCCGCAUUGAGAAUUGGAGACCCAUAUCGCUUCUCAAUGUGGACAGAAAGAUUUUGGCAAAAAUACUCUUCUGCAGACUGGCGAAAUUUGCGCCGAAGCUCCUUUCGGGGUCCCAGCAUUGUUCAGUUCCCGGGCGGAGCGCUUUUAGCGCCGUUCUCAGUGUCCGGGAGGCCGUGGAACGGGGCAGGGCGGGUCUUUGGAAGGGGCUUUUGUUAUCCCUGGAUCAGGCUAAGGCUUUUGACCGAGUGAAUCACGAAUACCUGUGGUCUGUCCUCUUGUGGUAUGGUCUACCCGGGAGGUUUGUAGAUUGGCUAAAAACCUUGUACAAAGGGGCCGAGAGUUUCCCGUUGGUUAAUGGUUGGCUGGGUCGUCCUUUUGAGGUGGCUUCCGGUGUCCGCCAGGGAUGUCCUUUAAGCCCUCUGCUGUACGUGUUUGCGAUCGAUCCUUUCAUCAGAAGGGUAGAUCGCGGACCGUUGGCGGGGGUGAGGAUGGAACUGGCGGUGGGGGGGCCAUCUCUGAAGGUGGUAGCGUACGCUGAUGAUGUCUCUAUUUUUACCUCUUCGGAAGAGGAGGUGGGAUGGGUGAUGUCGGAGGUGAAUCGCUAUUCGGAAGUUUCCGGGUCCCAGAUUAACCGGGACAAAUGUGAGACUCUCUGGCUGGGGGAAGGGGAUCCUGUCUUCGAUCUCCAGGGCACUCUUCCAGAACCCCAGAAAUCAGUAAAGAUCUUAGGCAUCAACUUUGGCCAAGAUGAGGAUUAUCAUCAACAAAAUUGGGAGGGUAGACUGAAAGAUGUCGCCCAAAGGGUGGACCGCUGGAAGGGGUGGUCUUUAUCCCUCAGGGAAAGGGUUCACUUGUGCAAAGCUUACCUGAUUCCUGUGCUUUUAUAUCUGAGCAGUGUUUGUGUCUUGCCAGGCUCUCUCUGGGCAACGGUCUACAGCCUCUUUUUCCAGAUGUUAUGGGGAAAUAGGCUGAACCUAAUCAGGAGAGAGGUGACUUACCGCACAAGGAGACUAGGCGGGUUGGAUAUGGUCAACCCAGUGGUAUUUUUAACAAAUACCUUCUUGAAAAUAAACAUUGCAAACCUCUGGAAAGAGAGGGCUCCUUUGUGGGUAAUUUCCUGUAGGGAAUGGUUCCGGCCCUUCUUCCAGGAAUGGGAGACAGGAGGGCGUGUGAAAGACCUGCGUGCGUCACAUGGACAUCUCCCGGCUUACGUUGCUCCGGUUCUGAAGAUCAUAAGGCGGUGGGGCCUGAGAAGGACUGAGAUAGAGACCAUGUCGAGGGGUUCCCUUGACAGGGGGGUCCUGUCUUCUUUCUUCCAGGCGCCGCUGGCCUUGAAGGAUUGCCCAAGUCAGGAUCUGGAGGGUGGGCUACUUUUGCUUAAUUUAGAAAGGAUCCCUAAGAAGGUUUGGGAUGUGACUUGGCGCUGCUUUCAUGGAAAGCUAUAUGUAAGGGAUAAUAUGAAGUGCAGGAACUCCGAGGAAAGGGGUUGUCCCCGGGAGGAGUGUGGGGGCGUGCUAGAAAGCAUGGACCACUUCCUGCUUCACUGUCCCUUUAAUAUAGAGGUGUACAAAAAGGUGGGGUCUUCCAUCGGUUGGCCCAGGCUGGCCACCUUGUCUUAUGCGGAAUGGGCCUAUGGCGCAUUCAAAGACCUUGGUGGCAGGGACCGUCGCACUUUAUUUUUAGUGAUGCUUUUUCAGGGCCCUUCAUCAGACCAAAAGACAAACCUGUUCACGCAGAGCUAUAGCUCCGUUAAUGAGAUCACCACCGUAGCUCCGUUAGCACAAACUGGCGCUCAGAUCAUGGUGAAAAUUGGAGGCCCCAGACCUGGAGAUCAAGCUACGCUUGACAGAAAAAAUCCUACCUCCGGUGAGAUGGAUAAGUUUAUAAAAAAAACUGCUAUUCUCCACGUCUCUAAAGAUCCCAAGAUGGCGCAGACCCCUACCCGCGCCCCGCGCUCAAAACAAAACGAGCCGCAGGAUCAAGCCACCGGAGGUGAAGAUGACACGGAUGACCUUCCAAUCUCACGCUCCUUCUUGAAAGAAUUGCUAUCCUCUUCCCUAGCAUCCGCCCUGGAGCCACUAAGCUCCGACUUAGCCGCGAUUAAACAAGAUAUAUCGCAGGUGGGAGGACGAGUGGAGACCUUGGAAAUCACUCAGGAAGCCAUUAUCCAUCACCAAUCUGAAGUGGCGCAGCGCUUCCAAGCCAUUCAACAGAGGAUGAACGGUCUCUGCAACUCCCUGGAAGACCAAGAAAACAGAGGUAGGCGCAACAACCUACGAUUCCGUGGCAUCCCUGAAACCGUAGACACAGGAGAUAUCGCCAAUACAGUGGUGCAAAUUUGCAUGUCCCUUCUGGGCCCUGAGUCCGCCCAUGAGGUCAUUUUAGAGAGAGCACACCGUGCACUAAGGCCCAAACCAGCUCCCUCAGCCCCACCAAGGGACAUUAUCUGUAAAUUUCUCAGCUUUCCUGUUAAAGAAGCAAUCAUCCUUAAAGCACGACAGUCUGGCAAAGUAUCCUGGGAUGGCCAAGACAUACAAAUCUUUCAAGAUCUAGCACAAUCCACCCUAGACAAAAGAAGGUCCCUUAAACCUCUCACAGGCUGGCUUAGGGAACACAAGAUCCCUUACAGGUGGUCCUUCCCAUUUGGCCUAUCAUUCACGUAUGAAGGUCGCAGACUCUCUAUUUCCAACUAUGCUGACCUGGAUCAAGUCUUCGACCAUCUACAGAUUGAGCCCCUUCAGAUAGAAAAUUGGGACCCUAUCCAGGACUUAUCCAACCUUCCUGAAUUACCACACCCAGGAUGUAUGCCGCUUUGCGGACUCUUUAAUUUCCUGCAGUUGGGAAAGAUGCUAUGUGCUUAUCUGUACUUCCAGAUGGGUCUUGGGUGUGAGUCCCUGGUGGUGAAAAGCGACGUGACUGCCCUCCCUCUUUCUAUAAGAAUAUCUCUUCAUUUAGCAAGACAUCUCCUGGUCUUCAUGUUCGCCAUAGAAGAAAUAAACAGAAGAUCUGACCUCUUACCUAAUAUCACUCUGGGAUACAAGAUCUAUGACUCCUGUGUGUUAGAACAUAAAGCUGUACAGAGUGCACUGAGUAUACUGUCAGGACGAGAAGAAGCCGUCCCCAACUACAGCUGUGAUGAGAAGAACAACGUGGUGGCUUUUAUUGGACACUUGAUGUCUACCUCCAGUCUGUCCAUAGCGGAGAUAACUGGGAUCUAUGGCUAUCCUCAGAUCAGCUAUGGAGCGAUGGAUCCCAUCUUCAGUAACAAGCUCCUGUUUCCUUAUUUCUAUCGCACAGUCCCUGAUGGGUCCACUCAGUAUGAAGCCAUUGUCCUCCUACUGGAGAAAUUUGGCUGGAGCUGGGUGGGGAUGGUGACAGUAGAUGAUGAAAGCAGCCAACGAGCCAGCAUGGAACUCCACAAUCUUUGA
This is a messenger RNA of Bufo gargarizans (Asiatic toad), 4440 nucleotides long. RefSeq lists its product as uncharacterized. The transcript has 9 exons. Gene Ontology annotation, cellular component: membrane. NCBI's taxonomy places the organism in Eukaryota, Metazoa, Chordata, Amphibia, Anura, Bufonidae. The record is from RefSeq and is a predicted model, not a curated record. The coding region runs from base 1 to 4440 and encodes 1479 amino acids. Gene Ontology annotation, molecular function: G protein-coupled receptor activity. Gene Ontology annotation, biological process: G protein-coupled receptor signaling pathway.